AUGACCACAAUGGAUCUCAGAGUCGGUAACAAGUACCGCAUCGGCCGCAAGAUUGGCUCCGGAUCCUUCGGUGAUAUCUACCUGGGCACCAACAUCAUCUCUGGGGAAGAGAUCGCCAUCAAGCUCGAGAGCGUCAAGGCCAAGCACCCUCAGCUUGAGUACGAGGCUCGUGUCUACAAGUCCCUCGCCGGUGGUGUUGGCAUCCCUUUCGUCCGUUGGUUCGGAACAGAAUGUGACUACAACGCCAUGGUGCUGGACCUUCUCGGCCCCAGUCUGGAGGACUUGUUCAACUUCUGCAACCGCAAGUUCUCGCUCAAGACCGUCCUCCUGCUGGCGGACCAGCUCAUCUCCCGCAUCGAGUACAUCCACGCCAAGUCCUUCAUCCACCGUGACAUCAAGCCCGAUAACUUCCUCAUGGGUAUCGGCAAGCGUGGCAACCAAGUCAAUGUUAUCGACUUUGGUCUCGCCAAGAAGUACCGUGACCCCAAGACGCACUUCCACAUUCCCUACAGAGAGAACAAGAACCUGACUGGAACGGCCCGUUAUGCCUCCAUCAACACCCACCUUGGAGUCGAACAAUCCCGCCGUGAUGACAUGGAGUCUCUUGGAUACGUCAUGCUUUAUUUCUGCCGUGGCUCCCUUCCGUGGCAAGGACUUAAGGCUGCUACGAAGAAGCAGAAGUACGACCGUAUCAUGGAAAAGAAGAUGACCACCCCGACCGAGGUCCUGUGCCGUGGCUUCCCCAACGAAUUCGCCAUCUACCUCAACUACACCCGAUCCCUGCGCUUCGACGACAAGCCCGACUACAGCUACCUGCGCAAGAUCUUCCGUGAUCUGUUCGUCCGCGAGGGAUUCCAAUACGACUAUGUCUUCGACUGGACUGUUUACAAGUACCAGAAGAAUGCCGCCCAAAUCAAGCGGGACGAGCAGCAGGCGGAGGACAAGACCGGUGCUCCUUCCGGCCAGGCCAACACCGCCGCGGCUACCAAGGCCACUCCUGCCAUCCAGAGCAACCGCGCUCGCAAGAUGAUCGCUGAGAACCCCGACGCCUCGCGUGGUGUUGGCACGAGCGAUAGGAUUCUGCGAUAA
Messenger RNA from Diaporthe citri, 1089 nucleotides. RefSeq lists its product as uncharacterized. Gene Ontology annotation, molecular function: ATP binding; protein serine/threonine kinase activity. Gene Ontology annotation, cellular component: cytoplasm; nucleus. The transcript has 4 exons. NCBI's taxonomy places the organism in Eukaryota, Fungi, Ascomycota, Sordariomycetes, Diaporthales, Diaporthaceae. Gene Ontology annotation, biological process: endocytosis; peptidyl-serine phosphorylation; signal transduction. The coding region runs from base 1 to 1089 and encodes 362 amino acids. The record is from RefSeq and is a predicted model, not a curated record.